CGAGAAUCGCGUGGACCCAGAGGAGGGCCCGCGCGCAGCGUGCAGCGACUGGCUCCGAUCCAAGGGUAAUUUCCCGUCAACCACAUGUUCGGAAGGAGCUCUUUAUAAGGCCGAGACCAAGGCAGGCAGCGGCGCAGCAGCAGCUUCCCGUCGCCUCCACGCCCAGGGGGAAGUUCCAGCCCACCCCGCCGGGCACUCCGCGACCGGGAUUAGCGUGCGCAAGAAGACGCGCCCUCCUAGCCACUCGCACAAGCGGAGGUCGCCGGGCGUUGGAGCGGGCGAGUGUCGAAGAUAAACAUGAUCUCCCAUAUCACCUCAGUUUUGUUCCUUCUUGUGGUCUGCAACACCUAUGCCGCUAAGCUGAGUCCACACUGCAAACGUCUUGUCACUAAAGAUCACCUGAAAAAUCUGUCCGAUCUGAUUGAUACCCAGAUGAAGAGUUCCUGUCGGGUAUCCUUUAAUUAUGUGGAAGAGAGUGAUCUGAACCAUCCUGUCUGCUUUCUCAAAGCUGCAUAUCACCCACUGGGACACCUUCUCCGCAAUGAAAUGAAAUUCAAGGAAAAUACUGCAAACUCCAGGAUUCAAGACAUGUUGCUUGAAAGUCAUGUUAAUCUUGAUGAGGAAUGUUUUAAAACGAAAGCUGAUGAAAGCCAGAGUUCAGCACACUGCAUCAAGAAGUUCUCUUUGUCAGCAGAGGAGAUGCUAGAGCUGGUGCGCAGGUACUUUAGUCUGGCCGCAGAGCUUAUCGCUAAAGACCAAGAUUUUAGUCAAGACUGCAGCACUAUCUUCUGGAAGUGUUCAAAUUCACAGAAUGAAGCUGCCUCUUCAGGUGUGAUGACUGACCGAGACUGCGAGUGUCCAGCCACAAACCCCAUCACUCGGGGACUCGUGACUUCUUUCCUUCCGACUUUUGAGUCUCUUCCUUCCAUUGCAGACCAGCUGGACAGCAAGGAGACAGCUGCCAGCUCUCCGCAGUUAUUCAUGCUGCCUGGCACCAUGCAGACUCAAGGCCAGUCAGAGAGUAGUACCAGGCCCAGGGUGCCUAGGAGCACCUACAAAGGCCCAAGCCUAGACACUGGGGCUGCUGCUGCUUAUUCCGCCAUGACUUCUGCACCAGAAGAAUUGGUGUUGGCAGCUGUAUCGCAAGGACCUGACCCUGUAGCCAUGGAUUCUACAUCCUUCCAGGAUCUGACCUUAACCUCACUCCCUUGGUCCCCAAGGCCCAGUAAGUUCCCCCUCUUUCUGUCCAGCCAGCAGCAAACUGAAGCCAUAGGAACUGAACCUGCUUUCCCUGGUUCUGGAGCUGACAGCAGCCAAAUACGGCCCAAUGAGUUGUCCUCUCAGCAUUUAUCUCUUUCUGGCUUAGACAAAACCUCCCCCAGUAAUCCGUGGCUUCGGCAGACAAGGGAUGUGGCCAAGGCCGUUCCUGGACUUCCAUUUGAUUCAGAUAGGACUGAUAGUAGCAGCACAUCUAGCCUAAGCCUGAACUCCUCUGCCACUCUGGAGCCCUUGGACAGCUCAGGGGUGCCCUCCAGUGUCAGUGGGACAGUUCUCCCACCCAGUCACCCAGCACUGUCCCCCAUCCUUGGCUCUGAAGAACCUUUCUCUACCACUCAGCAGUCUUUUAGAGCAUCUCCGAGGCAGAUAUCCCCAGACAGCUACUCCUGGGGAGAGCAGAGCAGCAGAGGUCAAGCCCCAAGAAUACAGCAGAGCACCCAGCUCCGGGAGAAACGAGCAGGACGAGGAGAAGAGGGCCUGGCCAAGGACAGGGAGCCUGAGGAUAGCCUGUUGGGGCCCAACUUUGAUCUCAACUUCAUUCCUCCGAACACAGACAAGUCCAGCAAGAAGUCAGAACUCAGAGAUAGCCAAAGGAUUACUCUGAUUUAUGCAGUGGUGGCAAGCGUCCUGGGGAUCCUGCUGGCAGUGGGAGGCCUCCUGUUCUACUUGCAUAAAUCCAGGAUGCUUGCAAGGAGGCAACAGGAGAGGAUGGUAAAUGAGAUGGAAGAACAAGAAGGAAGCCCAUUGAGAGGAGGGGAGGAGCAUUUGGAGUUGCAGAUGCAGGGGGAACUAUGAGCUGGGCUUUUUCUUCUAUGAGAUGAGAAACCACACGGGGCUUGGACAUAAUCCCAUUCUUUUGGCAAGAAGUUGCAAGCUGAAUUCUGGGAAACAGUUACCAUCUAUUCCUGUGGAGAGUCUUUCUUCAUGGCAAUGGGAGGAGCUGGAGAGAAAAGGGACACUUUAUCUUUGACACUUGAGGCUGGCUUCCCUAUUGCCACAUGCUGCAGUGGAGCUCUUGUUCUGCCAGUUGGUAAACAAGCUGACCUAAGCAGGAAGAAACCCAGAAGAUGCCAACUGUCUGGAAGGUGGCUUGGAGAUUAAAACCCCUAAUCUGAUGGAGGGGUAAGAGUUUCUAGGAAA
Heteronotia binoei (common prickly gecko) is the source of this 2418-nucleotide messenger RNA. RefSeq names its product colony stimulating factor 1 (gene CSF1). Gene Ontology annotation, molecular function: growth factor activity; cytokine activity. The coding region runs from base 298 to 2073 and encodes 591 amino acids. The record is from RefSeq and is a predicted model, not a curated record. Gene Ontology annotation, cellular component: membrane. Lineage: Eukaryota; Metazoa; Chordata; Lepidosauria; Squamata; Gekkonidae. The transcript has 9 exons. Gene Ontology annotation, biological process: positive regulation of macrophage differentiation; osteoclast differentiation.